CGCCCGUCGCGGCGGGGGCCACUCGGAGCCAUCGCGGCUGCGCGGGGCGAGAGCGGCGCGUCCCGGCCGCGGCUGCCGGGAGCACACUGAUAAGAUUGCACAGCUUGUGAUCCUGCACUGUCAUUGGAGUUCAGCAUCUGCUGCCUUUUUUCCUGGUCCCUGCAAGAUGCCAGCAGCCCUUGCAGAGAACAGCCAGGUUAUCUGUGAAGUAUGGGCCAACAACCUGGAGGAGGAGAUGAGGAAAAUUCGGGAGAUUGUCCUGAGUUACAGCUACAUUGCCAUGGACACGGAGUUCCCGGGCGUGGUGGUGAGGCCGAUCGGUGAAUUCCGCAGCUCCAUCGAUUACCAGUACCAGCUCCUGCGCUGCAACGUCGACCUGCUGAAAAUCAUCCAGCUGGGCCUGACUUUCACCAAUGAGAAGGGGGAAUAUCCUUCUGGCAUUAACACCUGGCAGUUCAACUUCAAAUUCAACCUCACGGAAGACAUGUACUCUCAGGAUUCCAUAGACCUCCUUGCCAGCUCUGGGCUGCAGUUCCAGAAGCAUGAAGAAGAAGGGAUUGACACCCUGCACUUUGCUGAGUUGCUGAUGACGUCGGGGGUCGUCCUCAGUGACAGUGUGAAAUGGCUGUCCUUCCACAGUGGUUAUGACUUUGGCUACAUGGUGAAGUUGUUGACAGACUCCAGGUUACCAGAAGAGGAACAUGAAUUUUUCCACAUCUUAAACCUUUUCUUCCCAUCUAUCUAUGAUGUGAAGUACUUAAUGAAGAGCUGCAAAAACCUCAAGGGUGGCCUUCAGGAAGUGGCAGACCAGCUGGAUUUGCAGCGAAUUGGUCGACAACACCAGGCAGGAUCAGACUCUCUCCUCACAGGAAUGGCAUUUUUCAGAAUGAAAGAGUUAUUUUUUGAGGAUACAAUUGAUGAUGCAAAGUAUUGCGGACGACUGUAUGGCCUUGGCACAGGAGUGGCUCAGAAACAAAAUGAAGAUGUGGACUCAGCCCAAGAGAAAAUGAGCAUUUUGGCCAUUAUCAACAACAUGCAGCCGUGAUGAGCGGUGCCCCUCAGCAGAACAUGUUUACCAUUUUGGCAGCUGCUGUCCUCAACCAUUUUCCCUACACAGUGUCUCAAACAAAAAGCAUCUCCAGUACACAGGCUGCACCCAAGCCUUGCAGUUUUGCUGAAGAGCUGCAUUUUCCUUUGAAACCCAGAAGAGUUGACUGAUUUCCUAAUGCCAGCAUUUGUGGUUUGCUAUAUUUUUAAUACCAAGGGCAAAGGACAGAAUCUACUGUGUAUACCUCUGUUUUUUUCCUCUUUUUACUGUACAGAAUCUGCAAGGAAGAUUUACCUGUAGAGUAUUGGGUAGAGCUGAGGGUUGGGAAAUGCAGUGAAAAUGGACACAGACACGCACGCAAAUUUGCAAUUUGUGUUUUAUAAAGCUUAUUUUAAAACUUCUGCAUGUUGUGAGAGUGACAGCUUCACCUCAUGUGUUGCUUAUUUUAUCUGUCUGUGGAAAUUGCUCCCUUUGAUCACUGCAGAGGUUUGGGAACAGAUGACAUUAAAAAUGAUCCUUGCAGCUAAAAAUAUUCAGAGAUUUGCUUUAACAACAGAGGGAAUGGAGAUUAAUGGAGCUGAUUUGAUCAGCACUCCUUAGUUUCUAAUUCUCUGUGUUACUGAUUUGACCCAUGCUAAGCCUCAGCUUUGUUCUUACGGGUAUUAAGGAACUGUUCUGGAAAUACAUUCAGAGGCCCAAAAGUUCACCUUUGACAGGGGAUUGGACCAAUGCUAUGACUUCUGUUUUCUUCAACUUAAACCUACACAUUUUAUUCAUCUCAUGCAACACAACUAGGUCAGCAUGGACAAAUAUUAUUCCUCUUCUCCCCCCUGCUUCUCCAGCCCCUAAUUUUACAAUAUGCUUAACAGGUAAAACAGUGUUUCUGAUUUUUUUCCUGAGUUUCUGGGUCUUUUUCAUUAUAAACACCUGAAAAGUAGUUAAGAGGAUGAAGAACUUGGGAUUCUGACUUUGAAAAACAUUCUAUAGUAUUUUUUUAACAGCUCUGUAAUGACAUUUCUUAAAAGAACAAACCCUUCUGGACAUGUCAAACUUAAAAAAUUUUUAAGACUUUGUCUGGCAUUUUGAACACGCUUAAUCCAAUAUUAAAGAGUUGAGGUUUAGAGCUGGUAUUUGAAAUGUUUGUAAAGACUAGUUUUUAUUUUUUGUAAAAUAAAUUUUUUUAAACCAGGCUUUGGUUUGGAUUUUCCAUCAAGCACUAGAAUUUCCACAACUGAGGCUUUGGAAUCUGAGUUUGGGAGAUACAUGCCUGAAGAUGCUGAAGUUUGUUUCCUUUACUAUUUAGUGAAAUGUCUUUUGAGCUUAUUGUACAGUAGCUGAGGAAAGCUGAGCUGUAAGAGCUCUGGCAGAGCUGUGUUCUCUCCCUGCUGCUCUCUCAGCACAGCUCACGCUGGAGCAGUAUUCCUGCACUGCAGAGUGGCCACUUGAAGGGACAAACGUGCGUGUGAAGUUUUCUGCUCAUCUAAACUCCAGUGGCUCCUGCUCUAAGUGCAGGAAGGCAGUUUGGUGAAGCACUGGCUCCCCCGCCUGGUUUUCAGGUGCUUUGUACAGAAUUUAGCAAAUUCAAAUUGGUGGCAACAGUGCCUCUGUAGAUGUGUUUAAUCAGUGAUGUUGUUCAGUCUAACCCCUGGCUUUCACCUGCUGCUCUUGAAGUUGUUGUGAGGCUUUACUCAGCUUGAAGCAGGAAAUCUGUCAGAAUUUAAGUAUGCAUUUUGGCUGGAAGAAUCUGGAACAACUUUUGAUCUAAAAAUCCCUUACUCCUCCUUUUAAUUCUUAAACAAUAAUCUUUACUGUACUUGAAACUUUCUAAAUUCAGGAUGAACGCUUUCCCCCUUCAACUUUUGCUGCAUUUAAAACCUUGCUUCUAAAAAUGACUAAGACAGAUGCUAUGCUCACUAAGGCUUAUGCACACUUGUGCUCUUCAUAGAAGUUACCUUUUCUAACACGACAGACAAAGCCUUUAAGUAGCUGUAAGACUGGUCAAAAUACUGCAUGUUCAAGACUGCAAAAUCCAAGACUAGUUUUGGCACUUUCUAGAAUAGCACCAUUCUAGAGAACUUAUUUCUAUUCAUCAAAUUAAAUACCAAUUCAUGGUUGUAGAAGACUUUAUUUAAAGGAGAGAAAAUAAACUCAAAAAGCUUUCAAGAACAAUACUGGCCUAAGGGUCAGUUUGCUCACAGAAACCAUUGAUUUUCCUGAGGGCAGCUACUCUUCCUCCUCUGCUGAAAGACUACACAGCUGCUCAAAACUUUCUCUUGCAUGUAAAUAGCAAGAGCUUUCAAAAGCAUAGUGUCCAACAAAUAAAAAAAAAACUAUACGAAAAUCAGUUACAACAGUUCACUACUGCUUUUCAGUUUUCUAACAGUCUCCUUAAAUAAGUAUCAGUGGAUGAGCACAAGUGGAUGUGUAUAAACCUGACAUUUGGUAUCAGUAACAGCCACAGCCAUCAAAAGAAGCCUUCACUUGAAGAAAGAGCAGCCUUAGUGUUCAGUAGCUGGAGGCAGCUCAAGGGAGACACUUUGGUCUCAACUGUCAUGUCAAGAAUCUCCUGCCAGCCUUUUUGUAAACACCAGCACCACCGUGUUUCCUCAGGAGAGCCAGAGCCUCUUCCUGCAGCUCAGGAGGACACUGGGAUCCCAGGUGAAGGAGCACCAGGCAGCACUCCAGCACGUCAGGGAAUGGGAAGACCUGCAAAAAAAGGACCACGAGGUGAUGUCUACAAUUUAUAUUACAGUUGUUCAGCAUAAUCAGGCAGCUCUCUAAAGACACUGCUUUGUAGCAUUCUCAGAACAGCCAGAUGCAUUUUCUGUUCACAUUUACCCAGGUUUAUCACUCUUGCCCAAUCACCAUGGUUACAUGUUGUUGAAUGUUAUGUGUACUUUCUACAGUUCCUAAUCUAUUAAAGCCAUUUUAUAG
Camarhynchus parvulus is the source of this 3982-nucleotide messenger RNA. RefSeq names its product CCR4-NOT transcription complex subunit 8 (gene CNOT8). Gene Ontology annotation, molecular function: poly(A)-specific ribonuclease activity; nucleic acid binding. Lineage: Eukaryota; Metazoa; Chordata; Aves; Passeriformes; Thraupidae. The record is from RefSeq and is a predicted model, not a curated record. The transcript has 7 exons. Gene Ontology annotation, cellular component: CCR4-NOT complex; CCR4-NOT core complex; P-body. The coding region runs from base 167 to 1045 and encodes 292 amino acids.